Messenger RNA from Necator americanus (New World hookworm), 3903 nucleotides. RefSeq lists its product as uncharacterized. NCBI's taxonomy places the organism in Eukaryota, Metazoa, Nematoda, Chromadorea, Rhabditida, Ancylostomatidae. Bases 1 to 3903 code for a protein of 1300 amino acids. Gene Ontology annotation, cellular component: plasma membrane. The record is from RefSeq and is a predicted model, not a curated record. The transcript is spliced from 34 exons. Gene Ontology annotation, biological process: intracellular calcium ion homeostasis; chloride transmembrane transport; monoatomic cation transport. Gene Ontology annotation, molecular function: calcium:sodium antiporter activity; chloride channel activity.
AUGCUACAGCUUGUUCUGCUUUUCUCUUGGUUUGCAAUAAACAAUGCUGCAACUUCCACUUCUCUUACACCUACCGAAUUCGUCGGCGGAAAUUCAGAAGUGUGUCAAAUAUGGAAGAACAUGACAAAAGAAGAAAUUUGCGACUACGUCAAUUACCACGAUGACAUUUGCGAAGGCGGUGGAUAUCUGCUGUGGUCGCAAUAUGUCGAAUGCCAGUUUGAUAUCGGAAAAAAGGUUGGAGUAAUAAUCGCUGGAGUGUUAUGGAUGUUUAUGUUGUUCAUAAUGGUAUCCACUACUGCGGAUGAUUUCUUUUCUCCCAGCGUUUCAUCGAUUGUCGCACAUUUGAAAAUCAGCGAAAGCAUAGCGGGUGUAACAUUUAUGGCAUUCGGAAAUGGUGCUCCUGACAUUUUUGGUUCAAUAGCGUCAGUAUUAAGUAGUCCAAAGCCUAAGGCGGGGCUUGCAUUGGGAGAACUUUUUGGAGCCGGUAUAUUCGUCACAACGAUGGUCACCGCCACGAUUGUACUCGUGAGACCAUUCAAGAUUGAUGUAUUUUCGACAAUUCGAGACCUUAUAUUUUAUCUCAUAGCUCUAGCUUGGAUAAUAUUUGUUUUCCUGUACAGUACCAGUGUCUAUAUAUGGGAACCUUCAGUGUACCUGGGAAUUUAUUGUGUUUACAUCCUCACUGUUGUUAUUAGUCAUCAACUUCACAAACGUAAAAGAAAAAAGUUACGGGAAAACAGCGUCAAAAGCAAACUGAGCAACGUAUUAUCGAGGCAAGGGAGUGUGAUGCCUGUGAUUCCUCAAAUUCAAAUCAUAUCGGAUGCGGUGGAGAAAAUCAAGCAAGAAAUGGAUUCGUCAAAUGGUGAAGUCUCUGAGGUGACAGUGAGGAAAGAACUUGCGAAAAGAGCUUCCAUAGCAAUCAACGGAGAUACGCUCAACAUUUUCCCCACGGAUAUCGCUCGUUUGUCGUCCAAGCUCCAAGAAAUCGAAGAAAAUGACAACACAUCCGAAGAAUCUUCGGAAGAAGAGUUUGUCGUCUCGCAUAAUUUGGUUUUAACCGGUCAUGAAGCACGGAGUAGAGCCGCUACUUUGGUCCCACCUCCUAUCAAAGUCGUAUCUGCUCGAACAUUCAUCUAUGAUAUCUACAGACAUCUACAUCCGUUACCGGAUGAUUGGAAUGAUCUCGGACGAUUCAGCAAAGCGAUGUGUAUCAUCAAAAUGCCAUCAAUAUUUUUGUUGAAGCUGACCGUUCCACUCAAUGAAUAUAGUUGGUCGAAAUCGAUGGCGAUUAUUCAGGCUGUGGUUGCUCCUCAAUGGUUCCUCUUCUCCGUUCAAUUGACUACGGUAGAACCAUUCGGUGGAAGCCCCGGGUUAUAUGCGUACGCACUGGUGCUAUCAGCGAUAAUCAUAGCACUUCUAGCAGUUUUUACAUCGAUCCAUACACAACCAAAAUAUUAUAAGGAAUUCGCCUCUUAUCUUGGAUUUCUCAUGUCGAUCUCAUGGAUUUAUUUUAUUUCUUCUGAAGUCGUUAAUGUUGUGACGAUGUUAGGAGUUAUAUCACACAUUUCGCAUGAGGUGUUAGGACUAACCAUCUUAGCAUGGAGCAAUAGUAUUGGUGAUUUAAUUGCCGAUAUCUCUGUUGUGAAGCAAGGAUACCCACGUAUGGCUAUGGCAGCCGCAAUUGGGGGACCACUUUUCAAUCUUCUGAUCGGUUUUGGCCUCCCCUUCCUCAUUGCCAAAGCGAAUGGCCGCACUGUAACGAUAAAUCUGAAUCCAACAUACCGAAUACUUCUCCUGUUUCUGGGGAUAUCAUUAGUCACCACACUUAUUGUCGACUACAUUAGUGCGCCAUUCAUUCGCCGAAAUGGCGAACUAUUCCUCAACUACGAUAACGAGAAAUUGUUCUUCAGCUCAGCACAACGAGAGAUGCUAACACACGAGAUUCUUACACAAAUCGACAUUAGUCGCGAAUUGGAGGGAAUGAAUCGCCGGGAACAAAAAGACGAUGAUGAAUCGCAAAAGUCUGUUAUCAGCGACGAGCCAUUGCGGAGGAAGGGUUUACAGUAUCUCAGAAUGGAGAAGACCUAUGAAGAUUCGUUUGUUCUGCAUGAACCUAGCAAGGAAGAGCCGUACUUUCGCAAAAUGAAAGAAAACUCCUUUGUAACCUAUGUAGAACUCAUGCAGGAGAUUGAGAGAGACCCCAGAAAAAAGUUGAGUGACCUAUGGAGCAGAUUCUUUCGAUUCCAACCGUUGGGCGUGAUCCGUGAAUAUUUUGGUGAGCAAAUUGGGUUCUAUUUCGCUUGGCAAGGCACUUUUCUUACCAUGUUGUGGCCAGCUACACUCCUAGGGCUUGCAGUAUUUGUCUAUGGAUUUGUGAAAAGCGUUCGAACAAAUCCCGCCACUUUUGGAAACUGCACGGUGAUCAACUAUGUUGGUCAAACUGAAAUUGUUCCUUGUGGUUUGCGGAAUAAGAUGGCACAGCUUUUCACGACAGUCUCCUCAUGGUUCAUGAAAUCAUUCGACAACGAACUUAAUGCCUUUUUCGCUGCCUUCGUGUCAGUGUGGGGAACGAUGUUCUAUCAAAUAUGGCGACGAAACAACUCAGUACUUGCCUAUGAAUGGGAUUGCGAAGAUUUUAACGAGGUGGAACCGGAUCGCCCUGAUUAUCAUGGAACAGCCACCAGGCAGGACCCAGUAACUGGAGAAACAGAGUACUUCAGUCCUCAAAUCGUACGCGUUUUCAAAUACACAAUUUCCUGCAUUAUCGUAAUUCUGAGCAUGUGCUUGGUGAUAGUCAGCGUUUUCCUAGUAACCUUAUACAAGUUAUGGGUGAUAUCGAACCAGGAAUGCAACAAAGAGUACACAUUCGCCUGCUCUCUCCUGGCUGCCUACGUGCCUUCAGUUAUGAAUACCGUAUCUACAAUGAUUCUUGGUAGCGUGUACGGAUGGAUGGUAGUGAGGCUGACGGAUUGGGAAAAUCAUCGUACAAACUCCGAGUAUCACAACGCUCUCGUCGUCAAAAUGUUCGCGCUCCAAAUGGUCAACAACUACACAUCACUUUUCUAUAUAGCGUUUAUUCGACCAGAGAACAAUGGUUUCCAAGAAAAAGGUUUGUUCGGUUUGGGUGAGAAAUUCAGAGAUGUUUGUUUGCCUGGCACGUGCGGUUCACUCUUAGCUGUCCAACUAAUUACUCAUAUGAUAAUUAAACCGCUCCCCAAAUUUACUGGCGAUAUCAUAGUACCAUAUGUGGUACGGAUCCUUCGCCUAAAAAAAUGGUACAGCCGGGAUCAUCAAACUAUGCAAGGAAUGCUGAACGAGAACGAUGAGACGAACGUGUUGGUGAGAGAGUGGAUGAAACCAACAGCUGGCGAAUUCACGCAAAGCGAAUUCAACGAGAAGAUCAUAUUGUUCGGGACCACUAUGAUGUUCGCAGCUCUCUUUCCUUUAGCACCGCUGAUUGCUUUAAUCAUCGGACUCAUAGAUCUGCGGGUAGAUGCUCUACGUCUUCUGUGGCUCAACAGAAGACCGAUUCCAGUAAUGACAUCAGUUGCAUUUACCUCUGACUUCUGCUCGAAUUUCUUCAGUGACGUCAUGUACUGCGAUAUCAAGAAUCGAUUCCUCAUAGUUAUAGUGUUUCAGAACAUGGUAUUUGUCCUGAAGUAUGUAUUUCAAAGCAUUAUACCCACAGUCCCAGCCUCCAUACGAGUAGCGCAAAGAAGGAAGCGAUAUGUUGUGAACUACGUUAUCGAAAAAGGAGACGUACCGUAUAGGGUCAGAAAUAGGAAAAGAACACGAAACGCGAAGCUUGCCUGGAUAAUGUCACGCGCCAGAGGAGGACUCGCUCCAAGACUAAUACCGAAGGUCGGCGUCGAAACCACUGACGAUGCUUCUCCAUCAUCUUAG